UGGGAUACUUGGAGGGGAAGCGAAAGCGUCUAGAAAGAGGCGUGGCUUAUCUGCAUAUUAAGCAGCUCUCGCCUCCGGUUGCCGCAGCAACGCCGCGAUUAUUGGUCAAGGCAGGCGGUAAUUUUGCGCGCGGGGGCGGGCCUAUGCUAAUCAGGCUGUGUAGAAAGAGGAGGCCGGGGCUUGUGUAAGAUGGCGUCGGAGCGCAGUCGCUCCCCGAUGGGGGGCUCGCCGGUGCCGGCCUCCAUGUUCGCCCCGGAGCCGAUGAAGGACGGCGGGGAGUCGGCGGAGGCUUCCUCCGGGCCUCACCGCGGAGGCCUUGAUGGUGGCGAGGACGGCGAGAUGCUGAACGGGGAGCCGGAGCUGGAUCUGACCAGCAAGCUAGUAAUGGUGAGCCCGACAUCGGAACAAUACGAUAGCUUACUCCGUCAGAUGUGGGAGAGGAUGGAUGAAGGUUGUGGAGAGACCAUCUAUAUCAUUGGACAAGGAUCAGAUGGGACUGAGUAUGGGCUCAGUGAUGCAGACAUGGAAGCUUCAUAUGCAACCGUGAAGAGCAUGGCAGAGCAAAUUGAUGCAGAUGUAAUCCUCUUGCGGGAACACCAAGAGGCGGGAGGCAAAGUGCGUGAUUACUUGGUUCGGAAGCGUGUGGGUGACAACGAUUUCUUGGAGGUCAGGGUAGCAGUGGUUGGCAAUGUGGAUGCUGGGAAGAGCACUCUGCUGGGUGUCCUCACCCAUGGUGAGCUGGACAAUGGACGUGGUUUUGCUCGGCAGAAGCUUUUUCGCCAUAAGCAUGAGAUUGAAUCGGGCCGUACCAGCAGUGUGGGCAAUGACAUCUUGGGCUUUGACAGUGAGGGCAAUGUUGUGAACAAGCCCGACAGCCACGGUGGAAGUUUGGAGUGGACUAAGAUUUGCGAGAAAUCCACAAAGGUCAUCACUUUCAUUGAUCUGGCUGGACAUGAGAAGUACCUGAAGACUACUGUCUUUGGCAUGACUGGGCAUCUACCUGAUUUUUGUAUGCUGAUGGUGGGUAGCAAUGCUGGGAUUGUUGGGAUGACCAAGGAGCACCUGGGCCUGGCAUUGGCACUCAAUGUCCCAGUCUUUGUGGUGGUGACCAAGAUUGACAUGUGUCCUGCCAAUAUUCUCCAAGAAACCCUGAAGCUGUUGCAGCGAUUACUGAAGUCUCCAGGAUGCCGGAAGAUCCCUGUGCUGGUCCAGAGCAAGGAUGAUGUUAUUGUGACUGCCUCCAACUUCAGCUCAGAAAGGAUGUGCCCAAUAUUCCAGAUUUCUAAUGUCACUGGUGAGAACCUGGAAUUACUUAAGAUGUUUCUGAAUCUUCUGUCUCCAAGGACCAGUUACAGGGAAGAGGAGCCUGCAGAAUUCCAAAUAGAUGACACUUACUCUGUUCCAGGAGUUGGGACAGUGGUGUCUGGGACAACCCUAAGAGGCCUGAUCAAGUUAAAUGACACCUUACUUCUUGGCCCAGACCCACUGGGCAACUUUUUACCCAUUGCUGUGAAGUCCAUCCACCGCAAACGCAUGCCAGUCAAAGAGGUGCGGGGAGGCCAGACUGCUUCCUUUGCUCUGAAAAAGAUAAAGCGCUCCUCUAUCCGGAAAGGCAUGGUGAUGGUUUCCCCUCGGUUGAAUCCACAAGCUUCUUGGGAAUUUGAAGCAGAGAUUCUAGUGCUGCAUCACCCAACCACUAUCAGUCCUCGUUAUCAGGCAAUGGUGCAUUGUGGCAGCAUCCGCCAAACGGCUACUAUCCUUAGCAUGGAUAAAGAUUGCCUGCGCACAGGUGACAAGGCAACUGUUCAUUUCCGCUUCAUCAAGACCCCGGAGUACCUGCACAUAGACCAGCGGCUGGUUUUCCGUGAGGGGCGGACCAAAGCUGUGGGUACUAUCACCAAGUUACUACAGACCACAAAUAACUCUCCAAUGAACUCCAAGCCCCAGCAGAUCAAGAUGCAGUCGACAAAAAAAGGCCCCCUGACCAAGCGAGAGGAAGGGGGAGCCCAAGCUGGCAUGGCAGCAAUGACUCCCACAGUGGCAGAAGAGGCAAUUUCAGUGGCAGCAGUCCCAUCAGCCUCAUCUAGUGCCCAACAACCCCAGCCUGCACUGGAGGAGGAGUCCCACAACCGGGAGGGCAAUAAGGCAAAGGCUGGAGGAGGUGGCCGGCGACGUGGGGGCCAGCGCCAUAAAGUGAAAGCUCAAGGGGCUAUCAUGACUCCUGCUGGUGGCUGCUGAACGUCUUUAUUUCAUCACUGAGGAAUUCAUCCCCCCUUCUCUCCAUUUCAUCAAUCCAAAAAGCCCAGAGCAGCAUAACCAAAAUCCCAGCUGAUUGGCUGCUUUGGACCUCUCUUCUUCCCUUCCUGGAGAAUGACUGAGGAAUUGGAAAAGGAGGGGGGUAGGUUGUGACUUAAGCUAGUGAAGGUGACAAAGCACACAUGGGACUGACCACCUUCAGAGACCUGCCGCCUUCUCUUCCCUUGAUCCCCAAAACAUUUUGUACAUCGUGAGCUCUUAGUCAUGAUUUUUAUUAGUUUUUAUUAUGGCGUGUGUGUGUAUGUUUGUGGGUGUGUGUUCAUAUGAAGAAUCAGGAGAAUCUAGGUAUACAAAAAAAGGUACCUACCUCCUUCUCUCUUUUUACCACACCCCAUUUUUUAAAAAAAACAAAAAAAAAAACUAAGCCUGUGUCUUGUUCAUUAGGGAUUCUGCAACUCUCAGCCCUUUAAGAGUAUAAGUGUGCCAGUUGUUUGGGAUGUGACCAUUCCUUCCUUCUGGCACCAGAGUAGUUCUACAGGAGUGCCAGGCCUCCCUUGUUAUAAUGUAGCAAUGGCUGUGAUGGGUUAAUUGGCAUGAAGGAUAUCCCUCAAAGAUGCAUCCUCCCCUGGUUUGCAUUAAAAUGAGAUUCUAGAUCUUCAAAGUCCAUUACAAAGUCGUGACCACAAAAACACUCCUUUCUCUUGUCUUAAUGAUAAAGCUGGUGGCUUCUAACAGUCCCUGUUAAUUUUGCACAGCCCUUUUUCAAACUUGUGUUCAAAAUGUUAAAAAAACCCAUUUCUUGCAAAGCCAGUUAAGGAAUGCUCCAUGGAGACUGCAUCUGGAUUUGAAGUUAGCUAAGGCUGGCAUCCUUUUAGUGACAUAUGUAUGCACAAAUGUAACAUAUGUGCAUGUAAGGCCCUUUUUGGGUGUGGUUCAGAGGACUAUCCACUUGCCUUUGCAUUCCAUCAAAAAACUUCCCACACUUAAGGCCCCUGACUAUUCUGAGCUGGAUGAAGGAAAAGGCAGCUGCACUCUGUUUGAGAGCACACCUGCAUUUCUUUCUCCUCCCAGCCAAACUAAGAGCAGCUGCUUCUCCAUGAACUGCAUGUGGAGCUAUGUGUAGAGUAGGAUCUCAGCUUAUGUCUUCAUAAUAGAGUGGGGUGUAAAGACAGUGCAAUUUGGUUUCUGGCUUUGAGAGACUUGCUGAUUUCAUUUCCAUGGCUUCCAAAUGCUCAAGGACAGGCACUGUCAGUGAUGUCUGCUGUCUGUACAGGGCUUGAAAAAGUUACUUUGGGUUACAUCUCCCAGAUGCACCCACAGCCAGCAUGGAUACUGGAGGUAAUAGGAAUUCUAGUUCAAAAAAUUAAUGUUUUCUAGCUCUUUCCCUACAUACUUUGUAAAAGCAAGAACACACCACUCUCUUCACAUUUGGUAAAUCACUGAGCACUUACAGUGUUAAAAGGCCAGAUUGUCUCCCAUCUCCCCCCUCCGCUUGUUUCAUUCCCUCCUGAGAAUGUUAACUGUGCCAUGGCAGUCAUAAAUGUUUUGCCUUUUACAGAGACAACCUGAGGUUUGCUGAACCUGGUUUUGAGCUUUGCUUUCCGAUUUGGAUAUGUAUUUGUGAUUUUUAUAACUUUGAUAGAAGUUGUUUGCUGUGUCUGUUUGAGGCACUCAUUCUGACUUGACUUCUUUUAACUGGCAUCAUGUUGUUGCUUUAAAAGAAGAAGACCAGGCCACAAAAUUUGUAAUUUAAAAAAAAAAUCCCUCCAUUGCUCUCUGAUUUUCUCUAUCCUGACAAACGUUUUUGAAUGAGUUCCUUGAAGGUUAAAUUGAACGUUAAAAAGGAAAUAGUUGUGUUUUAUGCCAGAGUACUUCAAGCUGGUGCUCUUGGCUGGGUUGAAUGAUAUCCUCAUCACCCAAACUGACAUGCUCAUUGGAGUGACAGGAGCUGUGGUCCAACCUCAUCUGAAAGGCACCAUGUUAGGGAAGACAGUUUAACACAGAUCUUAGAAACUUACCUUUUUGGACUACAACCUUCAGAAUCCCUCAGUCCACACAGCCACUGGCCAUGCUGGUUGAGGAAUUCAGGAAGCUUCAAUCCAAAAAGAAAAUGGCUGAGAUCCUGCAUUGCAUUCAUAGCCACAUAAAUGUAGCUACGAUUGACCUAAUGACUCAAUCCCCCAAAUAGGGACAUAGCCAAAGGGGGGGGUUCUUCCAUUAGAAAAAUGAAUGGUGUGUGCUGCUGCGCCGCCGCACCUAAGCCCCAUUAUAAUGGUGGCACUUAGUCUGGCCCCCCUUCCUAAAAUCCUAGCUACGUCCCUGCUCCAAACCCUCCUUCAACUCCAAGAAGAUGUGCCAAGUGAUAGAAGUCUGUGGUCCAGUCAAGUGGGGUCCUUCAUAAUGUGGUAUGCUUUGAGGUUGAGGGGGCUGGUUGUGUCAUCAUAAAAAAUGUAAGUGGAGAAUAUGUGACUGGCUACAGACCUCCAUCACUCAGAGCAGCUUCCUGGAGUUUAAGGUGGGUUUUGGGGGGCAUUCAUGAUCAUAUAUCAUGAUUGUGAAUAUAGAGCAGUUACAGGUCCUUAACUCUAGGUUAUGAAUUUACAACCGCAAUGCAGGAUUCCAGCCAGUGUUUCUGAGCCCUAGUUUGAAGUCUGCUGGACAUGAUCUGUGGCAGCUACAGUAUUAAUAGCACCUUCAGAGGAGGACAAUAUAAAGUGGCUAAAGCAAGAUGGAAACCUGCUCCAUUCGAUGCCACUGGUGCUAUAGUGACAUCAAGAAGUACACGAGUCUCAUUGCCUUCACUUUCCCAGGGAAUGCAAGACCUGCGUGGUAUACUUUCCCCCACUCUUUUUAUCCUUUUAUUCCUUAGUUCUGAAAGGAAUGGGCAGUGCUGAAAAGUUCCUUUUAAAAAACUUUUUUUAAAAAUCACACAGUACUGUGUUUUUAUUUUGUGACCAGCAUUUAAGGACUACUGAGGCUGGCAUGGUGUAAAAAAAAAAAAGACAGAAAAAUAAAAGAGAGGUUUCUUAAAAAUGUCAAAA
Sceloporus undulatus (fence lizard) is the source of this 5297-nucleotide messenger RNA. RefSeq names its product GTP binding protein 1 (gene GTPBP1). Bases 190 to 2238 code for a protein of 682 amino acids. NCBI's taxonomy places the organism in Eukaryota, Metazoa, Chordata, Lepidosauria, Squamata, Phrynosomatidae. Gene Ontology annotation, biological process: translational elongation. The transcript has 13 exons. Gene Ontology annotation, molecular function: translation elongation factor activity; GTP binding; GTPase activity. The record is from RefSeq and is a predicted model, not a curated record.